AUGCUUACAACGCAAGAACGAUAUCAUUUACAAUAUUAUGUUCUUACCAAUUUGGAUGAGAUAAGCGAGUACGAGAGGAUUUAUGAAGCUCAAGUACGAUUUCAUUACCCACAUUUUACCGAAGAAGAAAUUACCAUGCAGAAAAAGCCAGAAUUUGUUGAUUGGAUGCACUAUUAUGUCACAACAUUAACUAAAGAAUGUCAAGCAUUUCCAACAUGGCUGCAAGAGUUGGUUCAUGGUCCUCUCUCUGUUGCAACACCGUACAAAAUGUAUUUUACUCGUGGAUAUGGUUUCAAGAUAUAUCAAGAAGGAACUACCAGAACCACUUGUAACUACGGCAUAUCUUCAGCGUCAGAUGACCUUGUUUACUACGGUGUACUCCGAGAGAUUUUGGAGAUUCAAUAUCCAGGAAUGCUCGGUAUGAAGUACGUUGUAUUUUACUGCGAUUGGUAUAACCCAAUUGAGGGUUACGGUGUUCGCCACAGCCAGUUUGGUGUUACAUUAGUACACUUCGAGAGACGACUCCAAAAGUAUGAUCCAUUUGUGCUCGCUUCCCAACCAGAUCAGGUGUGUUACAUUCGGUAUCCGCAUGUGACGACUUCGACUUUUUCUUGGUUUACUGUCACUUUGAUAUAUCCGAGAGGGAGGAUUGAUGGUGUUUCCGAUCAUGAUCCUAUGCAGCAAAAUGAACUCGACGUAUUAGGUUCGGUACCCUCUUCCCUUGAAGUUGAUAUUGUGGUGGAUUUCACAAGUUUCGGAAAUAGUGUCGUAUUCGAUGAUUCUGAAGACGAGCCUAACGAAUUUGAGGAGGAGUUAGAUUUUGCGGGUUCCUCUGAUUAUUCAUCUGAUUCAGAGUAA
Arabis nemorensis is the source of this 858-nucleotide messenger RNA. The record is from the annotation of a GenBank genome assembly. Lineage: Eukaryota; Viridiplantae; Streptophyta; Magnoliopsida; Brassicales; Brassicaceae.